CCAAAACGAUCUCAACUCACAUCAACACAACACAACCCAACCCAACCGAAAUUAAAUUACGAGUGAGAAAUCGACGGUCAGGAUUGAAUCGGAAAAAUGUCGUGGCAAUCAUACGUCGAUGACCAUCUGAUGUGCGAUAUGGAUGGUCAACAUCUCACCGCCGCCGCCAUUAUCGGCCACGACGGUAGUGUCUGGGCCCAGAGCUCCACCUUCCCUCAGUUUAAGCCUGAAGAAAUUGUUGCAAUCAUGAAAGAUUUUGAUGAACCUGGGUCUCUUGCCCCAACUGGGUUGCACCUAGGUGGCAUCAAGUACAUGGUUAUUAUGGGUGAACAAGGAGCUGUCAUUCGUGGAAAGAAGGGUGCUGGUGGCAUCACGGUGAAGAAAACCGGUGCAGCUAUGAUUAUUGGCAUUUAUGAUGAGCCAAUGACUCCGGGACAAUGUAACAUGAUCGUUGAGAGGUUGGGAGAUUACCUUAUUGAUCAGAACCUCUAAAUUGUCUCAGGCUCAGCAGAUUUCCAUCUUUAGAUCUUUCUAUGUCAUGUUUUGGGCUUGCAUUGUUUUCCUGCUUUGGCCUUGAAUUGGUACUGAAGUUGUUCCUGAAAUAACCGUUUCUGGACAGAAGCAAUGAUAUAUCCGUCGUCUUAGGAUCGUUCAUUUAUUUCUUCGAAUUUUCUCAUUUCUUUGAUUUGUGUAUUUAUUAUUACUAUUCAGUUUGCUCCUAUUGAGUAUUGAGUCAACUGUUUUCUUUUAUAACUUUUGUGAGUCUUUGAACUCUCAUGGCAAUUGGUAUGGUAAGAUAAAACUAUUAUAUUUGGGAUGAUUAAAUGAAAUAAUAUUGCAUCAUUUUGUA
Molecule: messenger RNA, 850 nt
Organism: Humulus lupulus (European hop)
Lineage: Eukaryota; Viridiplantae; Streptophyta; Magnoliopsida; Rosales; Cannabaceae
Product: profilin-3
Exons: 3
Coding region: 97-492 (131 amino acids)
Cellular component (GO): cell cortex
Molecular function (GO): actin monomer binding
Source: RefSeq, a predicted model, not a curated record